CUGGGCGUCAAACGAUUGCAGUCGUAAGAGGCCGUGUGGCCUUUGACUUGUGCUAUUUCUUCCUCUCUCUCUCGAUUGAAAAGCUUCUUAUGUGGAUAACUCAGCUUGGUCUGGUUCUCUUCCUGCAAAAUACAAGCCUAUUUGUGGACGCAUCUCUCUUUCACAAUUCUUAAGCAGCCUUGGUAAAGAGUAACUUCCUCGGUUUUCAAUUAUCAUCCAUCAGACCCAAUUACAAGAACCUACCACUUUCACAGAUGGGUAGAGCUCCUUGCUGUGACAAGGCCAAUGUAAAGAAGGGACCAUGGUCUCCUGAAGAAGAUGCACAGCUAAAGGAGUACAUAGAGAAACAUGGAACUGGAGGCAACUGGAUUGCUCUCCCACAAAAAGCUGGUCUCAAAAGAUGUGGUAAAAGCUGUAGACUAAGAUGGCUCAACUAUCUCCGUCCCAACAUCAAACACGGCGAGUUCUCCGAUCAUGAAGACAGGAUCAUCUGCAGCCUCUUUGCCAGCAUCGGAAGCAGGUGGUCAGUAAUAGCAUCUCAGUUGCCUGGAAGGACUGAUAACGAUAUUAAGAACUACUGGAACACCAAGCUUAAGAAGAAGUUGAUGUGCAUGAACCCUUCCGAUCAUCAUCACCAAGCUACCCUUUUACCAGUUCUCCCGAAUUCAACUCCAUCUUCAUCCUCAUCAUCGGCAUCUUCACCAUUAUCAUUCACAGACACCACCAACUCUUACUGCCACGCCCCUUAUGCUUCUUCAUUCUCAGGAGUUGAUCAGUCCAUUUACUUCUCGUCGGCAAGUUUUUUGAACGGCCAUUCCUCUUGUGCUUCUGCAGCUGGCUCUUUUUAUCAACCCCAAGAAAGCUUGAUGAGUCCCAUUGAGCUAGUCGCAGCUAGUUGUAGCCCUUCGCACGGAAGCUAUAAUAAUAGCAGCCAGCUGAGUCAUGUGAUGAAAGAAGCUGAAGCUGCUGGAUAUGGAGUAGAUCAAGAAACUAUGGUCCAACAGAUGAUAGCUGCCAAUAGUAACUAUGAUGAUCUGCACAAUAUUGGGAUGGAAAUGGAAGAAACCCAGAAGGUGAUGGCGUGUGAUGGGGACUACGUGAAUGGUUGGACGGGAAAACAAAAUGGACUUUGGGAAGAGAAUCCGCCAUUAGAUUACGGAAUAGAAGAAAUUAAGCAGUUAAUAAGUUCUAGCAGCUGCAACAACUUCCUGUUCGAUGAAAACAUGACGCAGAAAAGGGCCUUGUACUACUACUACUACUGAUUGAUUUGGCCCGUGUUAUUAGGAACAGCUUCUACUUGGAAGCGUUUAAUUAGUAAUACAGCUUCGCUUUUAAUCUUUUUAUGAGUACCCGUAAUGUUAGUCUUAAAUCCUGCCAUACUUUCUGGGUAAUAGGCAAUAAAAUCUGCUCUGAGUAACUUCGCCGUUUAAAAUUAAA
Molecule: messenger RNA, 1437 nt
Organism: Neltuma alba
Lineage: Eukaryota; Viridiplantae; Streptophyta; Magnoliopsida; Fabales; Fabaceae
Product: transcription factor RAX2-like
Exons: 3
Coding region: 255-1262 (335 amino acids)
Source: RefSeq, a predicted model, not a curated record